Camelina sativa (false flax) is the source of this 1285-nucleotide messenger RNA. Its product is annotated as putative cysteine protease RDL6. Lineage: Eukaryota; Viridiplantae; Streptophyta; Magnoliopsida; Brassicales; Brassicaceae. Gene Ontology annotation, molecular function: cysteine-type peptidase activity. Gene Ontology annotation, biological process: proteolysis. The record is from RefSeq and is a predicted model, not a curated record.
AAAUCCAAACUUUGACUCAAAAUUUUGAAGAUACUGUAUAUGGAAUUUAUUCCUUCUUUCGCCGUCCUCGGCCAUGGACCUUCCCGUCACCAACUUAACUACCAUAAAACCCAUAUUUCAUUUGGCUCUGACCAUUUUGUAACAUCUCAUAAUCAUUAAGAAGAAAAUACUUGCAAAUGGGCUUCGUUAGACCUGUUUGCAUGAUACUCUUUUCUCUUUUGAUAUCAUUCCUUCUUUCGCCGUCUUCGGCCAUGGACCUUCCCGUCACAACCGGCGGUAUCCCGCGACGGAGCAACGAGGAGGUUGGGUUUAUCUUCCAAACGUGGAUGUCGAAGCACGGGAAGACUUAUACAAAUGCUCUCGGAGAUAAGGAACGGCGUUUUCAAAACUUCAAGGACAACCUCCGUUUCAUUGACCAGCACAAUGCUAAGAACCUCUCUUACCGUCUUGGUUUGACUCAGUUUGCUGACCUAACCGUCCAAGAGUACCAAGACCUAUUCCCUGGACGCCCUAUACAGAAACAAAGGCCCCUCAGAAUUAGUCGUAGGUAUGUACCACUCGCCGGAGAUCAGCUUCCUGAGUCAGUUGACUGGAGGCAACAAGGUGCAGUGUCGGAGAUUAAAGACCAAGGCAACUGCAAUAGCUGCUGGGCAUUCUCAACUGUGGCAGCAGUGGAGGGUAUAAACAAGAACGUGACAGGAGAGUUAAUAUCAUUGUCCGAGCAAGAAUUGGUCGACUGCAACGUGGACAACCACGGUUGUAAUGGAGGCGGCCUAAUGGACAAAGCUUUCCAGUUCCUUAUCAAUAACAAUGGUCUUGAUUCAGAAAUAGAUUAUCCAUACCAGGCCGUUCAAGGCUACUGUACCCGCAGAGAGUCUACAUCAAACAAGAUCAUCACUAUUGAUAGCUACGAGGAUGUGCCAGCAAAUGACGAGAUUUCCCUAAAAAAGGCGGUUGCUCACCAGCCUGUGAGUGUUGGAGUUGACAAAAAAUCCCAAGAAUUUAUGCUCUACAAAUCGGGUAUAUUUACUGGACCAUGCGGGACAGAUCUUGACCAUGCAGUUGUUAUCGUCGGGUAUGGUAGUGAGAAUGGUCAAGACUAUUGGAUCGUGAGAAACUCGUGGGGUACGGUGUGGGGAGAGGCUGGCUACGCUAAGAUUGCUCGUAACUUUGUAAAUCCAACAGGUCUAUGUGGGAUUGCGAUGGUUGCUUCAUACCCUGUCAAGAAUUCGACUUCCUAAGCAUGAGAUUAAGUAACCAUGUGUACGUUUGAGUAUGUCUAAUG